AUGGCCGCCGCCCUCGCGGAUUUGCACACCGCGGCGGAGCUCCAGAUGGGGUUGGGGAGCCACCCCGUCUUCAACUACGCCCUCGGCGUGGUGCUCGCGAAUCAACGGGAGUGGAUGAGGGCGAGGGAGGCCUUCACCGCCGCGAUCCGCGCCGCCGAGGCGGAGGGGAGGAGGGGGUCCAUUCUCAUUUUGGCGUUUCACGAACGGGCGAAAACGCGGCAGCUCCUCGGCGACGCGCGCGGCGCGCUGGAGGACUUCAACGAGGUGAUUCGCGCGCAGCCAGAUAACCGACAUGCGUUGAUUCGCCGCGCCUUCGCGCUGAAGGUGCUCGGGCAGUUUGAGACCUCCUCGCGGGAUUGGCAGCGCGCGAAGAGUCUCGACGGGGCCAACGACGCGAAUCGCGCGACCUUGGACGAGGCCUGGAUGAGAUUCGAGAUUCCCUUUGUCGAACUGUGUUUACCUGGUGAGGAGGACUCGGCCGUGUAG
Messenger RNA from Phytomonas sp. EM1, 486 nucleotides. The record is from the annotation of a GenBank genome assembly. Lineage: Eukaryota; Euglenozoa; Kinetoplastea; Trypanosomatida; Trypanosomatidae.